UGAAACUUUCAAAAAAGUAAUGUCAGUUAUAUGGCGGCCAUGGCGGAGUGGUUGCAAUUGAAAAUUUUUCGUCUUAGCGAACUAAGUGACGUUGAAGAGAAGAAAAAUGUUCUAUCAGAAAUUAAGAUUAAAUUGGGAAAUCAGAAUAACAGAGAAGCUGAACAAAUUUCUCGUAAUGUGGAUUUUCGUCAAUUAUUUACACAAUUAACCUCGAAUGACAGAGAAGUUAUACAGGAAGUGUGUGAAAUUUUGAAGAUAUUGUUUACUAUCACAGAAGCUGGGGAAGUAUACGAAAGAUAUUCAGCAGAAAUAUUGGAAUUAUUAAAUCAUCCAGAUGGCAUAGUUAGAUCCAUUGUUUUGCAUGAAAUUUUAUGCAUCGCUUCUAAUCCCGAAAAGAUAUCUUUGUUGUUGACGGAUAUCAAUGUGCUGGUGACUGUUAUAAAUAAAAUUGCAGAUGAUAAUUUAAUGGUAGCUAAAUGUGCAAUGUGUGUAAUGAAAGAAAUUGGUAAAAAUUCAAAUGGAUUACAGAUUUUAUACACAGGUGAAUCGUUAAGUAGUUUUGCUAGGCUAUUGGUAAAAAAUGAUAUCAUCAGUUUUCGUGUAUACGAAGUGGUUGUGGAUAUUGCAAAAUCUUCAAAGGAAGGCUUAGAAGCAACUGUUAGAUCAGGAUUUUUGAAUAGUUUGUUGGACAUCCUGGAAAGCAAUGAUAUAUUAAUUGAAGUAAAUGCAUUAGAAAUUUUGACACAGUUGGCAUUAACAGAAGAAGGGUUGCGUUAUUUAGAAGAGCAAGAUGUGUUGAGAAAAUUGGUUGAAAAAAUAGCACAAGCUAAUGAAAGUCCAUUGUCAAAUUUAUUGGUUCCUGGUUUGAUGAAAUUUUUUGGUAACGUUGCACGUUAUUGGCCGAAUGAAAUAUUUUCAAAGUAUCCAAUUGUUGUUUCUUCGCUGUUCGAAGUAAUAGAAAGCGGAGAUGAAAGUAUACUUGGUGUUGCAUUAGAUACAUUGGGACACGUAUCAGCGAGUGUAGAAGGUAAAUAUACUUUGCAAAGUUUAGGGGAUGCAAUGCCAUGUGCAUUAAAAAAAAUCGGCGAGAUAAUACAGAGAAUGCCUACAGAAUUAAGAAUUCGUGGGUUGAAUAAUUUGGCUCUUAUACUCGAUGUACCAAAAGUAGAACAGGACAAUAGAAUUUUGUCAUUAACGAAAUCAUGGUUCGAUGCUUUAUGCGAUGAUUCAUUGGGCAUGAUUGUAACGAUAUGCAGACAACCAUUUGCAGACAUUAGGCAAGCUGGGUUAGAAGCGUUAGCGGUUAUAGCAUCUCAAAUAUGGGGUCAAGAAUACAUAUCGUCUUAUCCAGGCCUUGUAGAAUUCUUAUUGGAUAGAAACAUUGAAAGUUUCAAGGAAUGUAAGGAAGCGAAAUACGAAGUUGUAAAACAGUUAGUCCAGGCUGAAGAAAAUAUAUUUGAUGCAAAUACAAUAGAAAAGUUGAGGGAAUUUGUAAGUCAAGGAGCCCACUAUGUAGACAUCGGUACAGAAGUCGCAAUAGAAGGUGGCCUGUGAAACGUUAUUUCUAUUUUUGUUACUGUAUUACUAUAUUGAGAUAUUAAUAAACGAGAGUUAUUUAAAGCAUGGUAUGAUAUAAAACAGUAAGAAGCAAGUAACUUUUAUGGUAAACUUUAAAGAAAGAGAAAAUGAAAAAUGGUAUAUUUUCUACACACUUUGUGUGAAAAUAAAAUGCAUUGAUAAAAAGAAGAAA
Molecule: messenger RNA, 1750 nt
Organism: Osmia lignaria (orchard mason bee)
Lineage: Eukaryota; Metazoa; Arthropoda; Insecta; Hymenoptera; Megachilidae
Product: 26S proteasome non-ATPase regulatory subunit 5
Biological process (GO): proteasome assembly
Cellular component (GO): cytosol
Source: RefSeq, a predicted model, not a curated record